GUCAUCGUGUGCUACAUACAUACCACAGCCACCCAACUCCUAUUUACCUCUUAUCUCCUCCAUCCUUCUAUUCUCACGCGACAUACCUGAAACCGGGUAGCCUUGCACCUUGCAGUAGACUGUCCACGUACCUGGUUGGCCAGCAUCUCUCUUAUCUCGCAGCCCUCGUGCAUCUCCGUACCAUCUCCAUCUUUGGAUCAACCCCUAGGCAGACCGACAUUUCGCAUCUCGUCUCCUUGCAUCUCCCCACAACCUACGACUUCCUACUACCGCAUACUUAACGACCACCCUCCACACCUUUUUAUGUUCUAGAUCGACUCAUCACACGACCAAUAUUCAACAUGGCCACCACUUUUGCCCAGCACCCUCAACCUCUGCAGUCGCCCACCUACAUCCACAGCCAGCCUCAGUAUGGCAACUCGACCACUCCUCCCUCAAACAAUGUCUCUCCUUCAAACCGCGCUGCCUACAUGCACGCCAAGCAAGUCCGCCAGCCAAAGCAGCCUCUCUACAUCCCUGCCGUCCUGCGCCCCACAGAGUUGCCCGGCUCAAGACAAGCUUCUUUGACACCUCCCCGCAGCGCACACAGCAGCAUGGACAUGUCUAGAGAUGGCUUCAAGUUCACCACCGGCCCCGCCAGUCUCGCUUCUCCUCCUCUUAGCCCCGACGAGGAUGACUCCAGAUCAUACGGCCCUUGGGGUCCUGGCAGCAUCUCCAGAGUCGUCUCAGACGAGUGGAAUGAGAACAACAUGGGUGCCGUCACUGGUGCACCCACAAGAAACCACUGGAAGCCCGACAACAGCGCCUCGCUGUGCAAGUCUUCCACAUGUGCCCGUCCCUUCUCCAUCCUCAACCGUCGUCACCAUUGCCGUCGUUGUGGAGACAUCUUCUGCGCAAGCCACAGCCCUCACGCUAUUCCUCUUGACCAGGAGGCUCGCUUCCACCCUGAGGGCACUCUUCAGCGUGCUUGCGACAACUGCUGGACCGACUACCGUGCAUGGCGUGCUGCCCGUCCUUCGCGCAACAACAGCGUCACCAGCAGAGAUAGCAAUGACACUGUCUUCACUCAACCCGUCGGUGUCCCCAGCCAGAACAAAGGCUCCGAGGAACAUCAGCCUGUUGGCAGUGUCGCUCAAUCCGUUGGCGGCAACUGGAACUGGAGCACCUUUUAAUUUACGACCUUUACCGACUCUACGACACGCCAGCUAUAAGCACAUCUCAGCUUGAGCGUCCACGUUUUCACAAUCUUUGUCCUGCGUUUAAGCGCUUCCUUUCUCGCUCCUCUGUCUCCGCUUGGUCGCAGCAGAGACUGUUCUUCCUUUCAUUGACGCUUUGAGCGAAUGAUACCACUUAUUGGAUUGGGUAUUAGCCCAUUAAUUCUUUCGUUUUUGUUUAUUGUAUGGCGCUCUGGUUAUUGGUUCAUCACAACUACACGGCAUUGGUGCCUGGUUUGAUAUGGAGUCUUGGUUUGCUUUUCCGGUUGAUACCAUGGAUGAGGAGUUUUUCUAGACAUGCAAUUAUACGAUCAUCUUUACCUCCCAAUCAUCCCGGUAUCCUCUUCCUUGUCGAACA
Aureobasidium pullulans EXF-150 is the source of this 1572-nucleotide messenger RNA. RefSeq lists its product as uncharacterized. The transcript has a single exon. Gene Ontology annotation, molecular function: metal ion binding. Lineage: Eukaryota; Fungi; Ascomycota; Dothideomycetes; Dothideales; Saccotheciaceae. The record is from RefSeq and is a predicted model, not a curated record. The coding region runs from base 342 to 1172 and encodes 276 amino acids.